AUGUCUUUCGUGGUAAUGGCAAUUACCACCCAUCCAUACGUACAGUGCUUUGAUGCCGGCAUGGCACUAACACGGCAUCUCUUUAUACAGAAUAGCAUUGGAGCUGGGCAGUCCAACGGCGGAAACCUCGGUGUGACAGAUGGCAACGGGUUUAAUACCAAUCUAAUCUACGGCAUCGGCAGUCAGUUCAUGACACUACCUUUGGCCACGGCCCGCUGGUCACAGACGCUGCCGAACUUCUUCGAUGAGCUGCUGUAUCUGACCAUGCACGAUGCUCAUUCGCCCACCUGGACAGUCAAGGUAAACAUGGACGCUUUUGCCAUGCUCUCUCUGGACGUCGAAUUACUAACUGUCAGUACAAAGAGCUCCAUUUCCACCAGCGACGCUUCGUCAACCACCUCAGCUAGUCACCUUGCUUCUGCUUCUACGCCUGCCACUUCUCUUUCCUCGAUGGAAGUAGAGGACGUCCAAAUUCCGGAUGCCGCAACGGCGGUUCCAGGCUUUGACGGCAACAAUGACGGCGGUCCACAUAUUGGAGGCGGCGAAAUGAGCUUCGCCAUUUUGCGUAUGCUAGCGGAGACACCCGCCGAGAUGCCCUGGUCAGCCAUGUUCAUUGAGACCUUCUUUGAUGAGGAGUAA
Sporothrix brasiliensis 5110 is the source of this 639-nucleotide messenger RNA. RefSeq lists its product as uncharacterized. The coding region runs from base 1 to 639 and encodes 212 amino acids. The record is from RefSeq and is a predicted model, not a curated record. NCBI's taxonomy places the organism in Eukaryota, Fungi, Ascomycota, Sordariomycetes, Ophiostomatales, Ophiostomataceae. The transcript is spliced from 2 exons.